AUGACUUCACCUGCUAUAUCAGGCAAAUAUGAAAUAAUAUCUGAAACAAAUUCACCAAUAAUAGAGCACACAGCAGAUGAAGUGCUGUUGAACGAAAAAUAUUCUAUCCUCAGUGAUGAAUUUGAUGGCAUCAACCUCGAGAGGGGAAAAUGUGGUGUUUUUGAUAUUGAGGAUUUAGUGGAUUUGUUGCAAAGAGAAAACUCAAAAAAUAUUUUUGUAGCCUCUGUCCCCAAAGAAAUCAACUAUGUACAAUAUAUAUGUGUUGUUAGUAGCCGUAGUAAAAGGCAUAUAAAAGCAUUGGCUGAGUUUGUUCGUAAGGUUUAUAAGAAAAAGUGUUACCAAUCAGAUCAAAUUCCAAGAAUAGAGGGAAAAGACUCAGAUGAUUGGAUGGCCUUAGAUUUAGGUAAUAUUGCGCUUCAUAUAUUUUCUGACAAAAUCCGAGAAGUUUAUGAUUUGGAAACCUUAUGGGCAGUUGGUCCAGAAUAUGACAAACAAAUGAAUGAAAAGAGUGAUGUUGUUAAUAUAUUCGAAAACUACAGUUCAUAUUUGAAAGACCUGAAACCCUUAGCA
Iphiclides podalirius (scarce swallowtail) is the source of this 570-nucleotide messenger RNA. Lineage: Eukaryota; Metazoa; Arthropoda; Insecta; Lepidoptera; Papilionidae. The record is from the annotation of a GenBank genome assembly.